Molecule: messenger RNA, 991 nt
Organism: Drosophila subobscura
Lineage: Eukaryota; Metazoa; Arthropoda; Insecta; Diptera; Drosophilidae
Gene: ORMDL
Product: ORM1-like protein
Exons: 3
Coding region: 80-544 (154 amino acids)
Biological process (GO): intracellular sphingolipid homeostasis; ceramide metabolic process; negative regulation of ceramide biosynthetic process
Cellular component (GO): endoplasmic reticulum membrane
Source: RefSeq, a predicted model, not a curated record
CGACUAUCGAUUAGCCACCAAAGCAACUUGUUUACGUUAUAAAAUAAAUUAAUAAAUCAACUAUUUACAAUUAAAUGCAAUGACGAGCAUUGCCGGCGGACACGGGGAGCCGAACCCCAACAGCUCCUGGUUGAGUGCACGUGGCUUUUGGCUGGCGUACUUCCUUGGCUUAUUGUCUAUUCACUUGAUACUGUUAUCUCUGCCCUUUGUCAGUAUUUCGUGGGCCUGGACAGCUACCAACCUGAUUCACAAUGCGGCCCACUUGUACUUCUUGCACAUCAUUAAGGGAGCCCCUUGGCUGAGCAUCGAGAACGACCCGAGCCGUCACUGGACUCACUGGGAGCAGAUAGACGACGGCAUGCAAAUGACGACCACCCGAAAGUUUUUAACAGUCGUUCCAAUUGUUCUUUUUCUGCUCACCUGUCUCUACACCCGGAACAGUACCGAACACUUUAUUGCCAACUUUGUGUCCCUGGUUGUCGUCACGCUGCCCAAGCUUCCACAGUUCCAUGGCGUGCGUUUAUUCAACAUAAACAAGUACUAGGAACCAGGCGCUCAAAGCGCAGUCUGUUAAAAAAUGUACAUAAAAAUAUUCGUAUAUCACUAAAGUUAUAGAAAUUUAUACUCUGACGGCUGACGGCUAUUAACCCAAUCCAGUGUGUAAAUAAUGUAGGGGAAAAAGUACCUAAUAGAGGCGCGGCUAAAUUUCAAAUUUUGCUAGACAUCAAAUUCGAAUGUAAAUUUAAGUUAAAGCAUGGAGUUAAUUCGGCUUAAUUAUUUAUUGUAGAAUAUCAAAUCAUGGACUGCUUGGAGAAUUUGCAUUCUGGUGUUGUUGAAUACGGUGUUGUAGAUUUCUUUACUACUCAAAAUCAGAGAUCAGCAAAUAUUGUGGAAAAUCCUAAGAUAAAGUCGAAAGAGUUGCUACAACCAUCAAGAAACUGGGAGGAAAUAUAGCUGAAGCUCAAAUACAACUAUCGAAUUAUAAGGAAAA